Molecule: messenger RNA, 2114 nt
Organism: Rosa chinensis
Lineage: Eukaryota; Viridiplantae; Streptophyta; Magnoliopsida; Rosales; Rosaceae
Product: tRNA pseudouridine synthase A
Exons: 2
Coding region: 153-1886 (577 amino acids)
Biological process (GO): mRNA pseudouridine synthesis; tRNA pseudouridine synthesis
Cellular component (GO): nucleus
Molecular function (GO): pseudouridine synthase activity; RNA binding
Source: RefSeq, a predicted model, not a curated record
AACGCUUUCCAAAUUUUCAAUUAACACUGAAAAUCGCUCUAGGGUUUUAUCAGGGUACAAAGCGAACCGCCAAUCCGAAAUGGCCAUUCAGCCUGAGAAACAGUUAUAAUGAAGUACUUCACCAACAUCCAAAACCCCCCCGAUCACUGAAAAUGGAAAACCCAGACAACACAAAAGCCACAAGAUCACCACCACCUUCGCCGCCGCAACAACCAGAACCCAAGAAGCUCAAAAUGUCCACCACCACCACCGACGACGAAGAAGCCGCCGCCACCCAAAAGCAACGCAUCAAACGCCGCAAGGUCGCAAUCUUCUUCGCCUACUGCGGCGUCGGAUACCAAGGAAUGCAAAAGAACCCCGGCGCCAAAACCAUCGAAGGCGACCUCGAAGAAGCCCUCUACCUCUCCGGCGCGGUUCCCGAGCAGGACCGCAACAACCCUAAGCGUUAUGACUGGGCCCGCUCGGCCCGUACCGACAAGGGCGUCAGCGCCGUGGGCCAGGUCGUAUCGGGCCGGGUCUAUGUCGACCCGCCGGGGUUCGUGGACCGCCUCAAUUCGAACCUCUCCCCUCAAAUUCGGAUAUUCGGGUACAAGCGCGUGACGGCGUCGUUUAAUGCGAAGAAGUUCUGUGAUCGGAGGAGGUACGUUUAUCUUAUACCUGUGUUUGCUCUUGAUCCUAGUGCCCAUAGGGAUAGAGAGAGUGUUAAGGCGAGUUUGGGGUCUGAUGAGGAGUUUGUGAAGUGCUUGGAGUGCUCCGAUAGGGGGCGGAAAGUCGGUGGAUUGAUGGGUAAGCGCACUUAUGAAUUGAGAGGUGAUAGUUCGAAUUCGGAAUCGGUAAAUGGAGGAAUUAGCACAAAUGAUGAUUCUCAUAUGAAAAACGACAUUGCCAAUGAUAUUGGGGUUUCUGAAGUUGAGGUGGUUGCCAAUGCGGAUAUGAACUCUGAGGUCAAUGGAGAAGACAAGAAGGCUGUGAAGGGAAGUGGGUUUUGUUAUGGUGAGAAGGAGAAGGAAAGGUUUAAUAGAAUCUUGAGUUGUUACCAGGGUACUCACAACUUCCAUAACUUCACCACUAGAACUAAGGCUGAAGACCCUGCUGCAACGAGAUACAUUAUUUCGUUCACUGCAAAUACCACGGUAACAGUUGAGGGUAUUGAAUUUGUGAAGUGUGAGGUCGUGGGGCAGAGCUUCAUGCUUCAUCAGAUUAGAAAGUUAAUUGGGCUGGCAGUGGCAAUCAUGAGGAACUGUGCUCCUGAGUCAUUGUUAGAAAGAGCUUUGCAAAAGGAUGUUAACGUCAAUGUGCCUACGGCUCCUGAGGUUGGUUUGUACUUGGAUGAGUGCUUCUUCUCAUCAUAUAACCAGAAAUGGGGAGACACUCAUGAAGAAGUGUCGAUGAAAGACUAUGAAGCAGAGGCAGAAGCUUUCAAAAUGAAGCAUAUUUACACUCAUAUUGGAGCCACUGAGCAUAAAGAAGGUGUUGUGGGUCUCUGGUUGCACUCUCUUAACCGCCGCAAUUAUCCGGAUUUAGGUGCUGACAACAAUGGAGACACCAGCAUCGAAAGGACUGCUGAUAUCUCCAGUGCUGACAACAAUGGGGAUACCAGCAAUGGAAAGACUGCAUAUAUCGCCAGUGCUGACAACAACGGAGACACCAGCAACGGAAAGACUGCCAAUAUCUCCAGUGCUGACAACAACGGAGACACCAGCAACGGAAAGACUGCUGAUAUCUUCAGUGCUGACAACAACGGAGACACCAGCAUUGAAAAGACCGCCGAUAUCUCCAGUGCUGACAACAAUGGGGAUACCAGCAAUGGAAAGACUGCGUAUAUCGCCAGUGCUGACAACAAUGGAGACACCAGCAAGGUUGAUAUCUCCAAUGUCGCCCAGUAACUUCUUUCGGAGACGAUCAGAUUUCUUCCAUGUACGCUUUUACCUUUCUUCAGUAUUUACAACUGAGUGAACUGACUAUUAGCAUACCCAACCUUUCACCUCUUGUAGGAAAAAAUGUAUUCCAUUUUCCUUCACAAUUUAGUGGUUUUUGUGGAGCUGCAUUGUAAUUCUUCCCCUAAAAUCUUUUAUGUACCACACAAGAAUUUCAAAGCUUAUUGCUUAAAAUUA